This is a messenger RNA of Xiphophorus hellerii (green swordtail), 5046 nucleotides long. RefSeq lists its product as uncharacterized. The coding region runs from base 66 to 3275 and encodes 1069 amino acids. Lineage: Eukaryota; Metazoa; Chordata; Actinopteri; Cyprinodontiformes; Poeciliidae. Gene Ontology annotation, biological process: protein ubiquitination. Gene Ontology annotation, molecular function: ubiquitin-protein transferase activity. The transcript has 25 exons. The record is from RefSeq and is a predicted model, not a curated record.
UUUCAAUAAAAGCCAGAAACAGAAAGUAAAAGCCAACAUAACUCGGUGAUCCUGAAUGCAUAACGAUGAGUGCGACUUACAACCUGCUUGCUAAUCACCGACUGGAAGCUUACUACAACAAAUUUCUAGAGUUAGGAGUGAAAGAUGAACGGGACUUCGUUGAUAGUGUUACAGAAGAAGAUCUAACUAACCUUGGAUUAACGCAAGUGGAAAAGAACCGUUUUACUAAAUUGCGGAAUGAGGUUUCCAGAGUCAGAGCCCCAGUCCAGUCUGUUCCAUCUGUCCAAAAGUCGUUACAAGCAUUUUCUUUGAUGUAUACAUAUCCCAAAUGUCCUGAACCGAAACGCAUCACAGAUAUGGAUCCAACUCAAAACACUGUUGAAGACUUGAUGCUGAGGAUACUUCACAAUGAAGGUAUCGACCAAUCCCGCAAUGUCUGUCUCUUUACACGGGAUGGAAUGCCUCUGACAGACGAUCCCUUCUUCAACAAAUGGUCAUUACAGGACAGACACAUUAAAAGUGGGGAUAAGAUUUAUGCAAUUUUUACACCAAAGCAAAACUUGAGACAAGCUCCUGCAAAUAUCCAGCAGCCAAAUCCUGAGACCAGUGGAACAGACAGAGUAAAAUGUCAUGUCAUGCUCAAGGGGGAUUAUGAGCUAUCAGUGGACAUGGAAAAAGACACAAUGAAUGGUUUGAAGAACAAGCUUGGAAAUGAGUGUGGAAUUCCAUCUAAUGUCCUACAAUACAGAGGUGAAGGUGGCCCUGUGGACACACUGAAGAGUUGUGGAAUUACAGAGGAGUCAACAGUAUACUUCUCACUGUCAUCAUUUUCUGCUGACGAACAAGCUGCCAAUGAAUUCUUCAUCAAUGAUGUUGAGCCUGCAGUCCAGCAAACUCCCUUAGGAAUGAGUUCUUUGCUUUCAUCACUCUAUAUAAUUAAAUCAAAAUUUCCUGUGGAUUCUGUGAAGAAACUCAUUAGUUACAUACGCAAACUAACUGGAUGCAGCCCUCUGGCCCAAAGUUUAUAUCAGUUACUCUGUAAGAAUGAGCCUAUAUCCAGAAAUCAAAAGAUUGCUGCAGUUGAAGGAUUGUACAUCCUAUUCAGAGCGCUGUUGCCAGGUCUUGGAGCAAAACAAGAUGGAAAGAUCAUUGAAGACCAAGACGUCUUUGAGCAUUCAACCUACUGUUGGGCCUACCUCUUCUCUGAAGCACAGAAACAGACAUCAGAACAUGAGAACUACGCACCAUAUAUCUUGAAGAGUGAGAACGGCACCCGUCUCUGUGAGCCAGUCACUGUACCUGGAGUACCAGCAGUCAUGGAAAGAGCAACUGUUCUGCAAAUGAUAAAAGAUGAAGAGAAGAUUCCAAACUGCACUGAGAAGGUUUUGAAAGUCACUUCCCUAAAAAGAGCCACUGACAUUGAGAAAAUUCUGCUCAGUGUUCAUCCGUCAGUAACAACCUACCAUUUUUGGAUUUCUCAUGACAGUGUGAUUGGACAGAACUUUAACAUAAAUACUGGGAAGACUUUUGGAAGCAUGGCAGAGGAUCUAAAGGGUUUCCCACAACUCCAUGUGACCCCCCCACUGCGUCUGAAAGACUUAGGAUGUCAAGAUCCAUGUCUUGUUUUCCUGAAGAAAGACAAUCUUGGUGUUUAUCUCAAUAAAAAUAAGAUGCAACCAGAAACCAUAGAUGUGCGUGACUGCAUGGCUGGCAAAACCAAACAACUGGAUGUGAAUGUGCUGGCAGCUGAAAUUGGUGACUCCAGAGAUGACCAAUCAUUGGUUACAACCAGGACUCCAGUGGAGGCUAUACAGAUACUGAUAGACACAAGCUCAUCAAUGUCGGAAACAUGCUAUGGAAGUGUGGACAUCCAAAAGAUCCAUGCUGUAGCCGAGCUUUUUGACAAUUUUGCAUCACGCACUAUGGCUUAUGACUUCCAUCAUAUCAUUGGCCUUGUGACAUUUUCAUCAGAUGUAAAAACAGUGCACACAUUUACAGAAACACUGGAGAAGUUCAAGGAACAUGUGCGAAACCUCAAACCAUCUGGACAGACCGUGCUGUAUGAUGCUCUUGACCAUGGAAGGCUGGAGCUGGAAAAAGUGAAAAAGAUGUUUCCAGAAUGUAGACUUCGCAUUCUGUGUCUCACAGAUGGAAUUGAUGUUGGAUCCGUCAAAAAGUCUGCUGAUGUUGCAGCAGACUUAAUAAAGUCCAACAUAAUAGUGGAUUCGAUUCUGCUUGGAAAAGUGGCAAAUAACAUCCUUCAUGGAAUCAGCAUUGCAACAGGGGGGUGCUGCUUCAAACCAGAAACGAGCAAAGAUGGUCUCAAGAUUUUUGAGACUGAAACUGUUCUGUCUUUGGUGAUUAGGAAGCCCAGAAGCAAAGCUGACCCAUCAUCUAUCACUGAGAGUUCUUUGAAUGACUUCUUUGCUACAAAUGGCUACGAUUCACUUCCUGAGGCUGUAUUACCAAGUCAGCUGCAAAAAAAAGUGACUGUGACCCAGAAUGCUCUCAAAAAGAGGAUUGCGGAGGCCAAAGAUGGUCGCUUCAUGGAGAAAGACAGACGCAUCAUGGAGGAGCUGAAGGGUCUUCACUGCGAACCACAUCCCUACAUUAAUAUCUUUCCAUCGGAAUCUGACUUCACUUUCUGGAAGAUUGUCUUGGAGGGCCCUCCUGACACUCCAUAUGAGAAAGGAACAUUUGAGCUUUAUUGUCAGUUUGGCACUGAAUACCCAGUGAAGCCUCCAACAGUUCGCUUUGUGACUCCAAUAUAUCACUGCAACAUCAACAACGUGGGGCGAAUCUGCCACAAUAUUCUUGAUCGGAACUACAAUUCUCUAAUCACCAUGAGAGAAAUUCUUGAAGCUGUGUUCGGACUGCUGAUGCAUCCUGAACCAGAGGAUCCACUGGACAGCAUUCUGGCAGAGGAAUACAGAACCAAUAAGGAAUCAUAUGAUCAAGAAGCCAGAAAAAAAACUGAAGAAGCUGCAGGAGAAUCACUGGAGUCUAAGGAGAAGAAAUUAGUGGAGGAAGAGAAACCGUUCAUACCUCCACAUCUCAUCUGUCCACUGAGCAAGAAAAUAUACACUGAUCCAGUGAAAACAAAUCGCGGAGCAGUGUAUGAACGAAGAGCCAUUGAAAAACAUCUGAAAAUGCGCAACUGGGAUCCAUUUGGUGGACCAAAGGUUCUUCUUAGAAGAACUGAUCUAAAGCCAGACCGAGAAAUGAAGUCCAGGGUGAAAGCACAUCGUACAAGACAACUUGAGACAAGCGUUUAACCAAAUAACUUCAAUCACAUCACUGCAGUCCCUGUGUAUACUUUAACAUAGAUUCUCACCUUUCUGUGAGUAGAAUAUCUUCUUGUUUGUCUUUCAAACAAGAGGACUAUUAAGGUCACAUAAGUCAAUGACAUAAGCAUCACAAACACUGGCUUAUAUUUUGUCUCAUUAUUGUAUGUUAAGGCAAUAAACAGUUAAGACCAAAAUCAUUCACACAUCUAUCAUAUGGAUUCAAAUUCAUUUAAUUUAAACAAGAAGAUGGUUUGAGAUGGGAUAGGAAAUGAAACAGACAUCUCCCAAAAGACAAUAAACCAAAGUAAAAUUAGCCUUUAUAUUGAAAAAAUCUGUUUGGUUUUCAUUGCAUCUUAUUUAAAAAAUGACAUGCCAGAAAUGUGUGCUAUUAAUCAGUGGAAAAAUCUUCAUUGUCAUUUCAGAAAUCAAAAAGCAUUUUGCCUGUUUCCUCUGGUUUUAUGUUUAUAUUUGGUGAUAAUCUUCAAGUCUUUGAAAGCCCCUUGGCUUCUGCUCCAUCCACAAAUUCAAAAACUGUAUUACUGUAUAACUAACAACCAGAUUAUUUUCAAUUGUAAUGUGUGUCAAUAAUUUUUUACCUAAAUGUAUAAGGGAAAUAUUGUUAAGAACUGUUAACAACUAGUAAGUGAGAAUUUAUUUCUAUUGGAUAUCUAAUCAGUGUUUUGUUUCAUUUAAAAAUCUUUUUCCAGAAAUGGCACAACUUUUAGACAUUGUUUAGGAAAAAUCUUUUUUAUUUUCGGGAGUGAGCGAAACACUGAAUCAAUCAAAGAAAUGCGCAUUUGUAUUUAGAUAUUUUAUUUAGAAAUUCAGAGUAAGUAUCAGAGAUCAGCAAGAGAGAAGUGAAACUUAAAACAUACAAUUCUCCUUUUAUAUCUUAUCAGUCAUGUACACGGUGUCUUCCACCCAUUUCUCUCCUGUAGGGAGUUUCUCUGAGUUUCUCCCGUCUCUGGUGAAUUGGUAAUUCUGUUCCUAAAUCAAAUCUGGUUCAAAGGAACUUUGGUUGGAAAGAGAAGAAAAACCAUUUUCACUGAAACCUCGUUCAUCAGUUCCAUAAGUAUAACACCUGCUCAGAAACCUUCAUUAUCAGUUCAUUCUUCCCAGUAAAUAAGCAAAAGUUUUAUUUUCCAAGACAACAUAUAUUUUGGUAAAGAGUAAAACUACAUUACUUUAAAAACAUUGGACACUUAGUCAGUUGUAUUUCAUACCUAAUUGUUGCUGUAUGUAGAUAUGUAUUUCAGAGUGCUAGGCACAAAAUAGUUGCCAACAGCAACAUAUCAUACAAAUAUGCAACAUGCAAAUCUAAUUUCCUAGUUAAAAGAUUUUCACAUUGUUGCAUCUAAUGUCUCAUUACUUAUUAACAGCAACCAUAGUAAGCAGUUAUAGACUGGUUAUCAGCAAUAACGUGACAUGGGAAACCUGUGGUGAAAUUAAUAUAGCUUUUAUUUACUUACUGUUUUUAAUCUGAUGUGUUAUUCAAGCAUGAAAUUAAUUUAUUCUAAUCCUAUUGCCAACAUAAAUAGUUUGUUUUCUUGCUAAACUGAUUACUAUUUGUGUUUGAUAUAAUGUUCUUGGGUCAAUUAAAAUGUAAUGGUUGAAAAUAUAGGGCUUUUUGUUGCAUUUUUCACAUUCAAAAGGUUGCUUUUAAUCAAUGACUGUGGUCAAAUAUUUUACUGGUUACAUAUUAAAUCUGGAACAAAUGAAUUGUUUUUGUAAUUUGAAUAAAAAUGUAUUUGGUCUAGAA